UUUUGGUAUUGGUAUUGUCCAGCCGGAUUGCAGACUUUAUCUGCAGUAAUACCUACCUCCAUUUGUAGCUGAUAAUGUCAGACACCCAAGUUCAUACUGUAGAGCCAGGCAAAGAGUUACACAAGAAGGAGCAUAUAAGGCUGCCCCCCAUCCCUUAGCUACUCGUAAAUUUUGAGUUCUCUAUUUGUUCCUUUCUUCUACCCACAUACCUACCUACUAUUUAAGCCAACACCAUGGCCCCGACACGCAAGACUGAAGCCGACUGGCUACCCUACAAAUCCUAUAUUACCAACUUAGUGAGAGAUGAGCAGUGUAAUAACGCCGAUGUACUCGAGCGGCUACAGUCUCAGGGCUUCCACGCAAGCAAGAGCCAGCUUGAAUACCAGCUGAAAAAUUGGAAUUUGAGACGAAAGCUGCCGAAAGGACAAAGCGCGGAUAUUUGGCGCUGUGUAGGCCAUCGUGUUGCUAAGCGAAGGACUGAGGGGAAGGAGAGUAAGGUAGUAAUCGAUGGGAAAGUUUACGAUGCACGCGAGGUGAAAAAAGAGAUUGGCCGCAACCAACCAAGCACUCUCUCGAGAAUCCAGCAGGGCUCUGCCAGUCCAAGCUCCCCCGAAGGCAUGGUUAUAUCGGUUCGCUCCCCCAGUCCAUUUGAUCUUCAAUCAUCUUGGCCAUCCAACUUGCCGUGGUUCAAGUUCAAACUUCGACUUACGAUUCCUGUUUCACCAACAACGACAUUCCUAACGCAAUGCACCAAUGAUCUACUUCGUCUACUUACGCGGCAUUCUAUCACCGAAGAUGGACAAGAUAUUGUGCAGUACAAUGAUUGUGAUUCUCUUCCAGUAAUGUCACGCUUGGCGUCAGGGUUGCACCGCUUCAUGCCUGAAGAAUGUCCAGAUGCAUUUCUAACUCGAGCUCGAAGUAUUAUACAUGGAUCAGGCAGUCAACGACUAGAACAACUCCUUAUGGUUGUCGUUUUUCGGCUAUCAAAUAAUAUCGAUGUGAACAAGUUCACGAAGAUAUGGCCCACAGUUCUUAACUUAUUUCAGAUCUCGGGAAUUAUGAGCAAGCCUCUGGAACGAAAGGACACUACCGAUAUCACAGGUAUGGCUGUUGCCGAAAAGCUCUAUCGUAUAGCCUUUUGGGCUGGGUUUCAUUCUGGUUUACGGCAACCAGAAGAAGUGAAAGAAGGAACUCGAACACUCAUAAAAUGGCUACUAUCUUCUGGGCACGAUCCAAAUGCUAUGGUUUCCAUAGGCACCGAUGGUUUAGGCACAGGCCUAUAUGCUGCAGUCUUAUUUCAAGAGGUGGACCUGGCCCUAAUGCUACUGCAGAGAGGAGCCAAUCCUAACCUCAAAACCAGAAUGAACUCUAAGGUGAAGCUGUAUACCACCGAGGGGAAGCUGCCUUUGUUGAUUGCAGUUGAUUCUAACGACUAUCCUCAAAGAUUCAGCCUUGUCAAAGCGCUGCUUGAUAACGGUGCUGAUCCGAACCUAUACAGUACCGAUUCAAAGCCAUAUCCUCUUUAUGCUGCAAUUUGUCAUUUUGACUUGCCGAUAAUUGAGCUUCUUAUACAAUACGAAGCAGAAAUCUCUCAAUGGACCGCCUACGAAUAUGAAUACGAUAUACCUCGGCAUUGCCCCGAAAUUCCUAUUUCGGCUUUCACAUCUAUAAGAAGUGUCAUGGGAUAUGCAGCUGGUAUAUCUCCCGAGUCCAACGCUUUAUCCAUUACGUCCUAUUUAUUGGCACAACUACGGAAGCGAAAUAAGACUACUAACGUAACCCGAUUUAUCCCAGUCGAGAGUUUGCUUAUAGCCGCCGCUAGGGGCUACAACUCAGUUCUUGCCUUGAUUCUCGAGCAAGGAAUUGAUGUCGAUGCCAGCAAUAGUCGUUUCUAUACAGCUCUUCACCUUGCUGCAUUCUGGGGCCAUUUAGACACUUGUGAUAUGUUGAUUAAUCAAUAUGGGGCAUCCGUCGAAUCGAACUCUUCACGCCAGGGGAUAGCUUCCCCUCUGCAUCUUGCAGCCUAUGGUGACCAUUUGGAUGUGGUUAAACUUUUGCAUCGAUCAGGCGCAAGUAUUAAUCCUAAGAUCCAGUGGAACGACAAUAGGGUCUCUGACACGACACCAUUCAGGGUUAAUAACAGAUGUUUCCCAUCCUCUCAUGACUUGUUCCCAUCCUCUUAUGACUUGUUCCCAUUCUCUUAUGACAUGUUCCCACUCUCUUAUAACAUGUUCCAACCGACACACAUGGAUAUUAUGGAUCCCCUGAGACAAUUCUGUUCUACCCCUAUAAUUGCAGCGAUGCACAAUGCGAAGACAGGAUCGACGUAUCAAUAUUUGGCUUCGAAAGGUGCCUUCAUACCAGAUUGGAUGGCACAUUACGCGGCCGGUAAACUUAAAGACGUUGAGCUUCUCUCAUUUCUCUUGAAGAAAGGCAAAUACUUCGAUGAGAACGCGACAGCAUACGUUACGCUACUUGAGGCCGCUCUUUUCCCAAAAGAUAUAACGGGUGAAGCAGAGGAUGAAGCAACGGAUGAAGCGUCAAACUUCUCAAGCCGAGAGAUAGCCAGGAUCUUGCUAAGUCGGGGUUUUGAAACAAGCGAAAGACACGCCGUCCUAGCACUCAUGCGAGGGGAUUGGGAUCUAGCAGUACGAAUUCUUCUUCGGUUCGAUUAUUAUGCAGGCCAUCUAUACGGAUACAUCACAAGAUCCGGGGAGGCUAUGACGUGGACUAUGAUUCAUGCAGCGUGUUUUGGUCGCAACGUCGUUGCAAUUCAUAGAGUCCUAGAUCUAGAUCUAGAUACAUACGACGAAAAGGCACUUUGUCUUGCCGUACUGCUGGCGUGUGAAACCGAAGAUGACGAAGCAGUGCGCGUUGUCGAGCGUCUGAUCGAGAGGCGUAUGCGAAAGGACUUCCGGUGCCAUGAGAUCGACGAGCAAAUUGAAACCUUGGCAGUUGGGAUCGCGUCAUGGUAUGACGAGAUAGAACUCCUGAAGUUACUUCUGAGGGUACUCUCGCCGUCACAAAUUGUGGAAAUCAAGCAACCCAUAUAUUUCCUCAACAUUGAUUUCAAUCCGGCUAUUGCGUGCUCCUUUAUACCUAUUGGCGUUGAAGAAGACACGUAUAGGGAGCAUUACUUUCCACUUCUAAAAUUUGCUACAUCACCGGAGGCUAGAACUUUGCUUUUGCGUGACCGUUGGAAAGCAGAUAUUAAGGUCCUCCAUGAGGCAGUGGAAUCGGGUGAUUCGGCAUUUGUGAAAGAGCUUUUAUUCAUCAAUCAAGGUCCUUUCGGCCAUGGCCUUCUCUCCAAAGCAGUUGAGGUCGGAAGCAUAGACAUGGUGGAGAUCCUCUUAGAAGCCAACGAGGAUAUCAACGAUAAAUCCAAUGAGAAUAAACCGAGAUAUGGUAACCCACUCCAAACAGCUAUUGGAGAAGGCCAUAUGGGUAUCUGGGAUUUACUCUUGAGUAAAAGUCCUGAUGUAAAUGCCGCUGCUGCACGAUAUUAUAAAGGCACCGCGCUUCAAAUAGCGUGCGGCAAAGGAUACCUGAGCCUUGCCAAGCAAUUAAUUUGCCUCGGCGCGAGCAUCAACGUGAAGAAGACCAAAUACCAAAAUCAAUCGGCACUCGAAUGUGCGGCGGAAAACGGAAGAAUAGACAUGAUCCAGCUUCUCCUAUCUUCCGGAGCAAUUACCACAGGGGAAUGGCGUAAGGAUUAUAUCCGGGCUGUUACGAUUGCGCAGGAAAAUGGCCAUCAGGCUGCUGCUCAAGUCUUGAGACAGCAUCGCAAAUGGGAGGCAGAAGACAAACGUAUUUUCACCGAGAUUAAAUAUCCUCAUUCCAGUCGUGUAGUCCACGUAUCAGAAAUUUGACGACUGGACACCGUACGGACAUACUAAGGAUACCAGCCUUUUGCGGACGCCAAAACAACCACGGCCGACUGGAAUAUAACAGGUAUCAAUGGAAAUCUAGCCCGGUCCCUUCAAUUACAUAGAUCUCUCUUUUACGCUCGCAUACAAUCUCCACGCCUAUGGGAACGAUCUUUACAAGUUACUGACGGGACACGUGCGCACGGGAAACGGUUGGAGGGCGGAUACGAUGAGAAUGAUAAUGAUGUCCGCUCGUAUCCGUUGAAGAAGCGGGAGCGCCCCGCUUUGGAUACAGUCGAUAUUGCCGGAAUGUAGAUCAGUUUUUGGAUAACUCUAGUUGAUGAUGAGAAACGAGGAAGUCGAGGAGUAGACUUGGAUAUGCCCUCUACAAGAAGUUAGGUACUUUUCUAUUCAACAUCUUUCGCCAAGGGGAGAUAGAUAAAUAGACUUAUAACUCGGAAAAUUAUUUCUCUUCUUGACUUAGGGGCGUACUAUGUUAAGUUACAUAGAUGUAGAUAAGACCGCUAUACCCCCGUCACAAGAAUCAUGAGCGGGGUUAGCCGAAGAUAAGACACGCCUAUAUCAGUUAUUAGUCUGUCAUCUCCAGGGUGAUUCCGUUCCUUUCUUG
This is a messenger RNA of Daldinia caldariorum, 4494 nucleotides long. RefSeq names its product ankyrin repeat-containing domain protein. The transcript is spliced from 4 exons. The record is from RefSeq and is a predicted model, not a curated record. Gene Ontology annotation, molecular function: protein binding. Lineage: Eukaryota; Fungi; Ascomycota; Sordariomycetes; Xylariales; Hypoxylaceae. Bases 234 to 3869 code for a protein of 1211 amino acids.